This is a messenger RNA of Brenthis ino (lesser marbled fritillary), 1077 nucleotides long. The record is from the annotation of a GenBank genome assembly. NCBI's taxonomy places the organism in Eukaryota, Metazoa, Arthropoda, Insecta, Lepidoptera, Nymphalidae.
AUGUCAAGUAUAGAUUCGCCCAUGCCGUUGGCUGAUAUCGAGUCGGUUUUAGCCUGGGUCGAUACUUUUAAACUGUCAAGGCCUACGAAGAAGAUUAAUCGAGAUUUUUCGGAUGCUGUCCUUCUAGCAGAAAUCCUCAACGUGUAUUAUCCGAAAUUAGUAGAAAUGCACAAUUAUCCUCCAAGAAACAGCCAUUCUUUGAAAUUAAACAACUGGAUGACGUUAAAUAGAAAAGUAUUGAAGAAACUGAAGUUAAACCUGUGCAAUAACACAAUGGAACAGCUGGCGAACUGUGCUCCUGGUAUCAUUGAAAGGGUCCUUGUAAUGGUUCGGGAUAAAAUACGCCGAGACGAAGACCUGAAUAAGAGUAUGAAAGAAGGUGAACAGAAUAUGUCCAGUGGGGGCAGCUAUUACGAAGCGUGUGGGGAAGAUGAAAAUAUUCUUGUUGUUCCCGUCAAAGUAAGAGUUAACGGAGUAUUAGAGGUUAUACAGAAGAAAGUAGUCAGCCAUGAGUCUUAUCUUGCUGUGAAGGAAGAAAUGAAAGAUGCAAGAGAUUCAGCAGAUUUACUAAAACAAAAGGUAGAGCAUUUAGACAAUUUAUUAAAACUAAAGAAUGAGAGAAUAGAAGAGUUACAAAAACAACUCGAAAGGAAACAAUCGAGACGUAAAGAAGUUGAAAUUUUACAAAAUAGUCUAUCCGUACCCUUUGAUGAGCCACCAUCGCCAAACGUAAAUGAUCUAGUAGCAAAUAAAAUAUUACCACUAAAAUCUAUCGAAUCUUUACCAAAAUUACCAAAAGAAGAAUCAAGAAUUCCCAUACCAAUAAUAGACUUAACUAAAUCUAUAUCAAAGCCGAGUAUUACUGAAGUAACAUCAAAAGACUGUAUCGAAAAUGAUAUUAUUGAAAGAGUUAAGUCAAAUUUGUUUAAGGAAAUUGUCGAUGAAACUAAUUCUGAUAGUUUUUGCGAUACUCAAGAGCUUGUUGAUGAAUGCGAAAAGAUUGCAACGAUAGAAGCUACUAUACAAAAAGAAAUAAAACAGAUUUGCGAGACUAAUGGUGUAUCAAAUAUUAUAAUA